This is a messenger RNA of Macaca mulatta (Rhesus monkey), 4554 nucleotides long. It is a transcript of the gene CLSPN, whose product is annotated as claspin. Gene Ontology annotation, molecular function: anaphase-promoting complex binding. The record is from RefSeq and is a predicted model, not a curated record. Gene Ontology annotation, biological process: mitotic G2 DNA damage checkpoint signaling; mitotic DNA replication checkpoint signaling; activation of protein kinase activity. Lineage: Eukaryota; Metazoa; Chordata; Mammalia; Primates; Cercopithecidae.
CUGGCUGGGCGGGAAAGCUCGAACAGCGCUGCCGGGCUGGAGACGGCGGGAGCCGCUGCUCUCCGGCUGAGGGAACCAGAGACAGCUCCGUCCCUAACGGAGCACCGGGGAGGCAGGAGUCAUGACGGGCGAGGUGGGUUCUGAGGUUCACCUGGAAAUCAAUGAUCCAAAAGUCAUUUCACAAGAGGAAGCAGAUAGUCCUUCAGAUAGUGGACAGGGCAGCUGUGAAACAAUUGGACCCUUGAGUGAAGGAGAUUCAGAUGAAGAGAUAUUUGUAAGUAAGAAGUUGAAAAACAGGAAGGUUCUACAAGACAGUGAUUCCGAAACAGAGGACACAAAUGCCUCUCCAGAGAAAACUACCUAUGACAGUGCCGAGGAGGAAAAUAAAGAGAAUUUUUAUGCUGGGAAAAAUACAAAAGUCAAAAGGAUUUACAAAACUCUGGCAGACAGUGAUGAAAGUUACAUGGAGAAGUCUUUGUAUCAGGAAAAUCUCGAAGCACAAGUGAAACCUUGCUUAGAGCUGAGUCUUCAGUCUGGAAACUCUACGGACUUUACCAUUGACAGAAAGAGUUCCAAAAAGCACACAAAUGAUAAAGAAGGAACUGCAGGAAAAGCAAAAGUAAAAUCGAAAAGAAGACUUGAGAAAGAGGAGAGAAAAAUGGAAAAAAUUAGACAGCUGAAAAAGAAGGAAACAAAAAACCAGGAAGAUGAUGUAGAACAGCCAUUUAAUGACAGUGGCUGUCUUAUUAUGGAUAAAGACCUUUUUGAAACUGGGUUGGAGGAUGAAAAUAACUCUCCAUUGGAAGAUGAAGAGUCAAUAGAAUCAAUAAGAGCAGCUGUAAAAAACAAAGUAAAAAAGCACAAGAAAACAGAACCAUCUUUGGAGAGUGAGGUCUAUUCAUUUGAGGAAGAAAGUGAGUUAUCAAAAGGAACCACGAGGAAGGAAAGAAAGGCAGCCAAAUUAAGUAAAGAAGCAUUAAAACAACUGCAUAGUGAGACUCAGCGCCUUAUUCGAGAGUCUGCACUUAACCUUCCAUAUCAUAUGCCUGAGAAUAAAACCAUUCACGAUUUCUUCAAACGUAAACCCCGGCCCACUUGCCAGGGAAAUGCCAUGGCACUAUUGAAGUCAUCUAAAUAUCAGUCAAGCCAUCACAAAGAAAUCACAGACACUGCAAAUACCACUGAAAUGAACAGUUAUCACCACAGUAAAGGUUCUGAGCAGACAACGGGUGCAGAAAAUGAAGUGGAAAUUAAUGCACUCCCUGUGGUUUCAAAGGAAACCCAGAUCAUUACUGGAUCAGAUGAGUCUUCCGGGAAGGAUUUGGUAAAAAAUGAAGAGCUAGAAAUUCAGGAGAAACAGAAGCAGAGUGACAUUAGACCUUCACCUGGGGACAGCUCGGUGGUGCAACAGGAAUCCAACUUCCUUGGGAACAAUCACAGUGAGGAAUGUCAGGUUGGAGGGCUUGUAGCAUUUGAACCUCAUGCCCUGGAGGGUGAAGACCCCCAAAAUCCAGAAGAAACAGAUGAGAAAGUGGAAGAGCCUGGGCAGCAAAAUAAAUCAUCAGCAGUUGUGCCACCUGAAAAAGUGAGAAGGUUUACUCUGGAUAGACUUAAGCAACUGGGAGUAGAUGUUUCCAUUAAACCACGGCUAGGUGCUGAUGAAGAUUCCUUUGUGAUACUUGAUGAACCUGAAACCAACAGAGAACUGGAAGCCUUGAAGCAGCGUUUCUGGAAGCAUGCUAAUCCAGCAGCCAAACCCAGGGCUGGUCACACAGUGAAUGUGAACGUCAUAGUGAAAGACGUGGGCACUGAUGGAAAGGAAGAGCUAAAAGCAGAUGUGGUACCUGUGACUUUAGCACCUAAGAAGUUGGAUGGAGCAAGCCACACAAAACCAGGUGAAAAGCUUCAGGUGCUAAAAGCUAAACUGCAAGAGGCAAUGAAACUCCGAAGGUUUGAGGAGCGCCAGAAGCGCCAAGCACUGUUUAAAUUAGAUAAUGAAGAUGGAUUUGAGGAAGAGGAGGAGGAAGAGGAAGAAAUGACAGAUGAGUCUGAGGAAGAUGGAGAAGAGGAGGUAGUGAAAGAAGAGGAAGAAGAGGAAGAACUGGAGGAAGAGGAGGAGAAAGAAGAGGAAGAGGAAGAAGAUGGAAAUCAGGAGACUGCAGAAUUCCUUCUUAGUAGUGAAGAAAUAGAAACCAAAGAUGAAAAAGAAAUGGAUAAAGAAAAUAAUGAUGGCAGUAGUGAAAUUGGCAAGGCAGUUGGCUUCCUCUCUGUUCCCAAGUCUCUCUCAUCAGAUUCUACUUUACUUCUAUUUAAGGACAGCUCUUCCAAGAUGGGUUACUUUCCUAUUGAAGAAAAAUCAGAAACAGAUGAAAACUCAGGCAAACAGCCUAGCAAACUGGAUGAGGAUGAUUCAUGUUCAUUGCUAACGAAGGAGAGCAGCCACAAUAGCAGCUUUGAGCUGAUUGGCUCCACGAUUCCAUCCUAUCAGCCUUGCAACAGACAAACAGGCCGUGGGACCAGUUUUUUCCCUACAGCAGGAGGAUUCAGAUCUCCUUCCCCUGGGCUAUUUCGAGGCAGUUUGGUCAGCUCAGCUUCUAAGAGUUCAGGGAAACUGUCUGAGCCUUCACUUCCCAUAGAGGAUUCCCAGGAUCUGUAUAACGCCUCCCCAGAGCCUAAGACACUUUUCCUAGGAGCAGGAGACUUCCAGUUCUGUUUAGAAGAUGACACUCAGAGCCAACUGUUGGAUGCAGAUGGGUUCUUAAAUGUUAGAAACCACAGGGAUCAGUACCAAGCUUUGAAGACUCGAUUGCCAUUGGCCAGUAUGGAUGAGAAUGCCAUGGAUGCCAACAUGGAUGAGCUGUUGGAUUUGUGUACUGGAAAGUUUACAUCUCAGACUGAAAAACAUCUACCCAGGAAGAGUGACAAGAAAGAGAACAUGGAGGAACUUCUGAACCUUUGUUCAGGAAAAUUCACUUCUCAGGAUGCCUCCACUCCGGCCUCAUCAGAGUUAAAUAAGCAGGAGAAGGAGAGCAGCAUGGGUGAUCCAAUGGAAGAAGCACUUGCUCUUUGCUCAGGCUCUUUUCCAACAGACAAGGAAGAGGAAGAUGAGGAGGAGGAAUUUGGAGACUUCCGGCUCAUCUCAAAUGAUAAUGAGUUUGAUACUGAUGAGGAUGAACACAGUGACUCUGGUAAUGAAGACCUGGCACUGGAAGACCAUGAAGAUGAUGAUGAAGAAGAACUCCUGAAUCGAUCUGAGAAGUUGAAAAGGCAAAUGAGGUUGAGGAAAUACCUGGAGGAUGAGGCAGAGGUGUCAGGAAGUGAUGUGGGAAGUGAAGAUGAGUAUGAUGGGGAAGAAAUUGAUGAAUAUGAAGAGGAUGUAAUUGAUGAAGUACUUCCUUCUGAUGAGGAACUACAGAGUCAAAUCAAGAAAAUACACAUGAAAACUAUGUUGGAUGAUGAUAAGCGACAGCUACGUUUAUACCAAGAGAGAUACCUUGCUGAUGGGGAUCUGCACAGUGAUGGUCCUGGGCGAAUGAGAAAGUUUCGAUGGAAAAACAUAGAUGAUGCCUCCCAGAUGGACUUGUUCCACAGAGACUCUGAUGAUGAUCAGACUGAAGAACAGCUUGAUGAGUCAGAAGCCAGGUGGAGGAAGGAGCGAAUUGAACGAGAGCAGUGGCUUCGGGACAUGGCACAGCAGGGGAAAAUUACAGCUGAAGAAGAAGAAGAAAUUGGGGAGGACAGUCAGUUUAUGAUACUGGCCAAGAAAGUUACAGCCAAAGCACUGCAGAAGAAUGCCAGUCGCCCUAUGGUUAUUCAGGAAUCAAAGUCUUUGCUCAGAAAUCCUUUUGAAGCCAUCAGACCAGGAAGUGCUCAACAGGUGAAGACAGGCUCACUGCUAAACCAGCCCAAAGCUGUGCUUCAGAAACUGGCUGCUCUCUCUGACCGUAACCCCAGUGCUCCUCGAAAUUCAAGAAACUUUGUCUUUCAUACACUUUCUCCUGUCAAGGCUGAGGCGGCAAAGGAAUCGUCUAAGUCUCAGGUAAAGAGAAGGGGUCCAUCUUUCAUGGCUUCUCCUUCACCUAAGCGCCUCAAAACAGAAGAUAGCACUUCAGGAUUGAAGCGAAGCAUCUUCAAAUACUUGGAGAGCUAACACCAUCAAAGUUGCCAAAAUCUACAUUGAGACUGCUUUGAGAAGUUCCUAGCACUGAAAGUUGGAAUUGACACUCAAGCCAACGAUCCUUCCUUCCUUCAUAAUCAAUGCAAUAAGAUUGCAGACAGAAAUUCCUGUUCUUUCUACUGCACAGCUCUGGACAUCUCUUUUCCUAGUAUUAUUCCCUGGAUUAGCCACUGAUCUCAGUUCUGCAGUAUUUACAACAUCAACAACUCAUGGAAUACUUGGGUGAGGUUUGUUUUUUUUUUUAAGAUGGAGUCUCACUCUGUUGCCCAGGCUGGAGUGCAGUGGCAUGAUCUCAGCUCACCGCAACCUCCGCCUCCCAGGUUCAAGCGAUUCUCCUGCCUCAGCCUCCCAAGUAGCUGGCAUUACAGGCAUGUGCC